This is a messenger RNA of Metarhizium robertsii ARSEF 23, 1242 nucleotides long. Its product is annotated as xylose isomerase. The coding region runs from base 1 to 1242 and encodes 413 amino acids. Gene Ontology annotation, biological process: mitochondrial translation. The record is from RefSeq and is a predicted model, not a curated record. The transcript has a single exon. NCBI's taxonomy places the organism in Eukaryota, Fungi, Ascomycota, Sordariomycetes, Hypocreales, Clavicipitaceae. Gene Ontology annotation, cellular component: mitochondrial small ribosomal subunit. Gene Ontology annotation, molecular function: structural constituent of ribosome.
AUGGCGUCGGCUUCAAAUGCUGCGAGGCUAUGUGCGCUGGCAUGCCGUAGGGCCCCUCGAGUCCAUCCACUGCCUCUAACACGGCAAAUUUCUCAGCAAAGCCUCGCUGCCCAGCGAGCAUUCAGCACGUCAUCUGCACGAUGGACCGACGAGAAAACGAAAAAGGAGGGGGCCGGAGAGGGCGAGGGAGAGUCACCGCAGCAGUUGGAGUUGAAGACCAUGAACAAGGCUUUCACCGAGACGGCCACCCCUGAAGGAUUGCGACAGCUUGACGAGCUGGCCAAGACGAACGGCUACAACACGAUCGACGAGUUCUUAACAGCAAAACUGAGACAGACGCCUGGCUGGGCAUCCGAAGACAGAGCAUUGGAAGAGGAAUUACUCAAGGACGACAUUGGCGAGAAGCCCAAUAAGUCAUCGUUCUGGUUUGACGAGGAAGACCCCGAAACCAACACCGAGGAGCAUGAUGAGUUUGAUGAAGAUGACAUUACUUCUAUGGCGCAUGGCAAGCUGGAGGAAGUUCGAGAGAUGAGACACUACGCCCGAUUGGCAGCUUGGGAGAUGCCCCUUCUCGCCAGUAAGUUGUACCCCCACUGCAGAGAACACCAAAGAUUGGCACCCGAAAUUAAUUACAUGGCCGUGACAGAAUUCGCCAAGCCUUUCGUGCCCCCGAAGGAGAAUGAAGUCCUCCGCUGGCGAUACACAACCUACAUGGGCGAAUCACACCCCGCCGAAAGAAAAGUAGUCGUCCAGUUCGCCCCCGACGAUCUGAAGCUCACGCCUGUCCAGACGGCCAAGCUGAAGAAGCUUGCCGGUCCCCGGUACAACCCCGAGACGGACCUCGUCAAGAUCAGCUGCGAAAGCUACGAGCACCAGGCCCAGAACAAGCGCUAUUUAACAGGCCUAGUGGAUGAUUUGAUUGCGGCGGCCAAAGACCCCAAGGAUACCUUCGAGGAUGUGCCUCUGGACCUGAGACAUCACCGUAUCAAGGAGAAGCCGAGAUUCCCCAAGGAAUGGAGAAUGACCAUGGAGCGACGACUGGAGCUGGACGAGCAGCGAAAGGCGGCUGCGAUUGCGGACAUGGAGCGAGCCGAAGGUGGAUUGCUGGUGGACGGCAAGCAGGCCAUUGACAGCUAUCUGAUGCAGAAGCUGAUUGAGGAACAGGAGAAGCAGAAGGUUGCAGAAAUGGUGCCUGCGCCCAAGGCUGGAAAGGGUGCUGCGCAUGCGAGAGCAAGGAGGUAG